CCGGUGAUGUGAUGAGUCUGGGCAUGGCAUGGUAUGCAUGUCGGUCUGUGCAAAAAGGCAGUGUCCACCCGACCAGCACCCCUUUCACUCACGUCAUGAUGAUGGCAGUGUAAGCACCCACACACCCACACACAGACCGGUGGCAUCCACUCACAUCAGACAAACGGACGGCUCAUGCAGCCAAAAAUGCACCACCGCCGCAUUGCAUUGCGUUGUCUGUCAACCAGCUUAUGUUCACGACCACACACUCAAUAGGUAGAUACACACAGAUGUGGCACGUACAGCAAGGGAUGACUCACCCACCAUCGACCCCCCUACCUCCGCCCGUGGGGCACGCGUGAAGGCUGUCAGGCAGCGACCCCGACGCACCCUUCGGAUCGUCGAAGGGUGCAACGAUGUCGCGGCUCUGCUACCGAAACACGUGCACGUGAAGGCAGCAGGGGUAAUUUCACUCACCACACGUGAUACAACAGCAUCAGUCAAGGCGACCACCUCACCCUGACACACACACACACACACACAUGGAAGAGACAACAUGACGAUUGACUCCCUCUGCCGCCUGCCUGUCUGUCUGUUCUUCCCACUCACUGACCGUCUGUUGGGUCAGCAGGUGACGCCUCGCGUCAUCCACAUCGCUCUCACUCAGUGUCCCUCGUGCGCCUCCGGUUAUCAGGGCGCGGCGCAGCGAGGUGACGAUCAACGUCGUCCGUGACAGACCGAUCAUUCGUUCGUGUGUCCCUUUCCUAGCUAUGUGUGGCUCAUUCUAUGCAAUAGUGACCAGACAUUCGCACGUCCGUUCUAUACAAGAGUCAGACCAAACCAUUCACACACUUAGCAGCCGCCGACAUAGGCAGUCAGUCGUGCACACACAACGUAUACUAUGCAGUCCAGUAAGCCAUGGAAGAGCACGAACCAGCGGGAAGACAGUGGUCCAUCAGAAAAAAAAGAAGGAAAAGAACGUCCACCACUAGCUUCCCUCCCUCCCUCACCCCGUAUCCCCCUCCCCUCCUUUUCUCCUCCUCCUUGCCACGCCGCUUUCACCCGCGCUCUCCCGUCUUGCACGGUCGCCCGCCGGGCCGCCUGUGGGCAGCAAAGAUGAUGGUCCACCACGCAAACACGAUGUCCCUUUUUGGGCGGUGCUAUUGGCCGGCACUGCAUUGGCCGCGGGAGGGGUGUCCCCAUGAUUCGCGUGAUGCCUGAUUGAGCGCAACACAGAAAGGCCUGAGUGAGUGAGCAACGAGUGGCAUCCCAUCCCCUGUUGUCCAACCUUCCACAUGGCGCUUGCCGACGAUUGCACUUUUGGUCCUCAGCAACGCCUUCAAUGACCUCUUUCAGCGCGUAGAUGGAGAACGGGGUAAGUUUGCCUUCUUGAUCCACUUCGGUCAGGAGCGUGAUGAGGGAGAAGUUCCUCUCGCUAAGACAGGAGCCCAGCCAAAGAGGAAGAUCCGCACACCCACCCUGGCUGUCGUCCUGCCGCAUCUUGGCAAUCAGCUGCUCGUACUUCCAACGAAUCUCCUCCCUCCGACUCACAUCCAUCUCGCUUGAGCGUUUUUCC
Messenger RNA from Vitrella brassicaformis, 1555 nucleotides. The record is from the annotation of a GenBank genome assembly. NCBI's taxonomy places the organism in Eukaryota, Vitrellaceae.